AUGAAAUCUUUAGAUCAAUUAGAUAUUGGUGAGCCGCGUUUGCUAGAGGUUGAUAAUCGUUGUGUUUUACCAGAAGGAGUAAAUAUUCGUUUUUGUAUUACUUCAGCGGAUGUUAUUCAUUCGUGGGCUUUACCUAAGAUAUCUGUUAAAUUGGAUGCUAUGAGGGGGAUUUUAAGGAUUUUGAAUUAUAGAUUUUCUAAUUUGGGCCAAAAAAUUUUCUAA
Angiostrongylus costaricensis is the source of this 222-nucleotide messenger RNA. NCBI's taxonomy places the organism in Eukaryota, Metazoa, Nematoda, Chromadorea, Rhabditida, Metastrongylidae. The record is from the annotation of a GenBank genome assembly.